Messenger RNA from Penicillium paradoxum, 1686 nucleotides. RefSeq names its product Zn(II)2Cys6 transcription factor domain-containing protein. Gene Ontology annotation, molecular function: DNA-binding transcription factor activity, RNA polymerase II-specific; zinc ion binding; transcription cis-regulatory region binding. Gene Ontology annotation, biological process: regulation of DNA-templated transcription. The coding region runs from base 1 to 1686 and encodes 561 amino acids. The record is from RefSeq and is a predicted model, not a curated record. Gene Ontology annotation, cellular component: nucleus. The transcript has a single exon. Lineage: Eukaryota; Fungi; Ascomycota; Eurotiomycetes; Eurotiales; Aspergillaceae.
AUGCCCUCCCAACCAUCGCAUCAUAUAGGAGUCAUUGUGAAUCGAUCUGUUCGCCGUGCUGCCUGCGACCAGUGCCAUACUCAGAAGCUGCGCUGCACAAAACUAGAAAACUAUGAUGUGUGUGUUCGAUGCGAGCGAUUGAACCGCCAAUGUAACUGGAGUGUUCCAUCGCGGAGUGGCCGCCCAGCAAAAUCGACCGCAGAGGGCAAGCUGGCUAGGCGUGACAGCCUGCAGAAUGUGGGAGAAAAGCGUCGCAAACGCUCUUUCAGUGCUCUAGAAUUGACACCGGAGAACAGUCAUCUCGAAACUCCACGAGAGCAUGUUUGUACCGGCCAGGCUAGCGCUCUCGCUCGAGAUCAAAACCAGCCUCAACCCAGCCCUUUGCCUCUGGAGAUGGCUGAGGCGCCGCCAUCGUUGCCAUCCAUUGUAGAUUGGAACAUGUCGGAUUUCUUGGGACUGUCAAGCCCACGUUAUGGCGCAGGGAAACCCCCCUUUGUCCCUUCGUGGAUAUACCCGGAUAGCCCAUCUCAGAUGCAUAAUUUCACCGACUGUUUGCAACUCCCCAACAAUGGGGUAGGAUAUCCAGGGACUCAAGCCACAGAGAACCGAAACGCGAGCGGAAACAACCACGCAGUUUCCCCAUCCCCUGGAGUAAACUCUUUGCAGGAUAUCACACGAGAGAUUUCCAACAUCAAUUUGUCGCUCUUUGACCUAGAGCAGUCUCUUAAUGCCGAACCAUGGGGUCCAAUGUUUGCGACCCCAGCUGCUGCUGUGACUAAACUGAGUACCUGUAGCGAUGACCAAGCGGACGACUGGAUGACCCAGGGGUAUCCAUUGGUCGACAUAUUUAACAAGACACAACGAUUUAUCGAAGUUGCAAAGCAGACGAGCAUUUAUUUUGCCUCCCGCCAUGCUCCAAAUGCAUCAACGCCAACCUCAUCCUCUACCUCUCACCCGGGACAACCACCAUCAAAGCACCCAUUAAGUGCCGCUUAUGCAGACAGCGACACCCCCAGCCAAGCAUCGUCCCAUUCAUCUAUCCCAGUAGACAUAUCUAUCCAGCCCGACCUGCCUCCCCAGCACUCUGCACCCUCUUCAAAUUCAACGCAAAGCGACCGACCCAGCCGCACCGCAAGCCAUGUACCAACCGCCCUUCUCUUCGCAACGGGCUACGCACGGAUUCUCGAUAUUUACACAACCCUCUCAACGCAGAUAUCAAAUUUCGUCCACGCGCUCUCGGUGCAGUCCCUCGCCGGGGAACCGGACAAUAGGCAACGCAUGCAUCCCGCUAUCCCGCCGCUGCAAUGGGGUGCGUUCCAGCCCGCUAACUAUGGCGGGCUGCAGAUACUAAUGGCAACGCAGGUGUUGACCUAUCUGCUUAAGGAAGUGGAGCGGGCAGUGGGUUUCUACGGGUGGGAACGCGAGAUGACUCGGGAGCGAUCACGAUCUGAAGAGGGGGAAACAGGUCGCUUUGCUUCGAGGCAUGGGGAUUCUCGUCGACGUAGAAGGGAUUCUGGAGUUAGGGAUGCGGAUCAUGGUGGAGGUGGUCAGGGAUUGCUCAGUUCUGCAAUGAUUGAAAUUGUGGUCCAGGCGGAUGGAUCAGGGAAUUGGCUGGGAAAAGUCGGGGUGUUGCGGAGUAAACUCCGAAUGUUGAAGGAAGAGCUUGAGAAGAGUAUGCAUAGUUAG